This is a messenger RNA of Fusarium oxysporum Fo47, 675 nucleotides long. RefSeq lists its product as uncharacterized. The record is from RefSeq and is a predicted model, not a curated record. Bases 1 to 675 code for a protein of 224 amino acids. The transcript has 2 exons. Lineage: Eukaryota; Fungi; Ascomycota; Sordariomycetes; Hypocreales; Nectriaceae.
AUGGAGACCUUUUCCAGGACCCAUCGGGGUAAUGGUACUUUGUAUACCUCGGCGCGAAGAAGAAGAAUAGCCACUUCAUCAUGGGAGUCCUUCUUAACGACUGUUUCAUGGCCGGAAGGCGAGCACCCCGUUAUUAGCACUGUUCGAAUACACGUGUCACUCUCUAUCAAGAAACAUGCAUCUGCAGAAUGGCCUGCCAGAAGGAACCUCGACCUUCCUGACGUCGCCUAUGUCCACAUCCGCGAUCCUGUCGAAGCAAACUACGGGCUUCAAAGGAAGAGCACCGAGUUGACAUCUAGCAAAGCGGACUUGUCGGACGCUAUCAAGCCGGUAACGUUUGUCGGAAAGCAUCAGAGACUCCUAGAUGGCUUGGCUUCGCACCGUUAUGUCCGCAUUGUCCUAGAUGUGGGCGCCAACGAGGUGGUCCUACAGAUUAUCAACAAGGCCAGGUGCACCGAGCGAAGAACGUCUCAGAGCGUGGGUUCGGUAGAUAAGGGCGCCAAGAUUACCUUUGAUAUGAAUUAUACCGAGUUAGACUUUGUUUUCUGGUUUUCUGUUGAUCACAAUACAACCACGAGAAAUGGUUUGGGAAAGAUUGACAGUUUAGACAUGACUGGGCAUAAUUUAGUAGGACCCCUCAUUGGUGUCUAUGCCGUGAGUGAAAAGGAGGUCUAG